AUGGUGGUGACCAAGGACCCGGCGGUCUACAAAGCGGCGCUUGGACUCAGCCACCGAGAGUGUUUUGGCGUGUCGCCGUCAUUGAGUGUCGUCUUGUCGUAUUUUCUUCCUCGCAGCAUUGCGGUGGUCGAGCACCAGGACUGGUCCCGUAUCCGCCGGACGCUGCAGCGCGGCAUGGCCAUGCAGAGCUUUGACAGCUUCCCGGCGCUUGUCGCCUCGUCCAUCCAAAAGCUCGAUGCGACACUGUCCAAGCAGCAGUCCCCGGAUGACAAUGUGCUCGUCGUUGUGCCUGAAGACGUCUUUCCCAACCUCACGUUUGACGUCUUCCACCGCCUCAUGUACCAAUGGGAUCCCAACACGGUAGCUGGCGACUCGAUGGACUUGCUGCACGCCGCGCUCCAGCUCGGCGAAGUCCUUGCCGACCGGUUCCUUUUGCCGCUUCCGCACUUGUGGAAGCUCCCGUUGGCGCGCAACUACGAAGCCGACGCCAUCCGCGACAAUUUGCACGCCAAGGUUGUCGAGCUCGUCAACACGCGCCGCCAGUACCUCGCGUCUCUCGACGAGCUACCGCAUCCGACGUUGCUAGACUACCUCCUCGGCGCCCUCGAGGACACCACGCUCUCGACGGACGAGGUGUACGACAACGUCAUGGGUAUGUUCCUCGGCGCCUUUGACACGACAUCGAAUGCGCUCGCCCUUCUCUUCAACAACCUCGCGCAGUAUCCGGACGUGCAAACCACGCUGCGCGCAGCGCUUGCCACGUCAUUUCCAGGCGGACCGGCUGCAAUUGCGCGCGCGACGCCCAAAGACCUGGAUGGCUGCGACUACUUGACGAUGACACUCAACGAAAGCAUGCGACUCACGCCGUCGGUCCGCAGCGUCAACCGCGAGUGCGUAUCGGCGUGUGAGAUCCACGGCGUCCGCUUCGAAGUCGGCGACGAGCUCUUUGUUCACAGCCACGGCGUGGCCAUGGACCCCGACAACUACGCCGGUAUGGACGACCUCGAUUGCUUCCGGCCAGAUCGCUUCCAAGAUCCAGCGCUCGAGAAAUCAAUUUCGCUCGGGUUUGGCUAUGGCCAGCACAUGUGCUUAGGUCGACACAUUGCGCGCGCCGAGGUCAAGGCCAUUUGCGCGUAUGUCGUCUCGUCGUACGAGCUUUCGCGCCCAGCAGACGGCCCGCUGCUCAAGUAUAACUCGACGCUUACGAUCGGCACCAAAGUCGGCUUUGGCACCAUGCACUGGCGCCGCCUCGCGCCGCCCCUCGCUGCCUAG
This is a messenger RNA of Saprolegnia diclina VS20, 1272 nucleotides long. RefSeq lists its product as hypothetical. The transcript has a single exon. Lineage: Eukaryota; Oomycota; Saprolegniomycetes; Saprolegniales; Saprolegniaceae. Gene Ontology annotation, molecular function: heme binding; monooxygenase activity; iron ion binding. The record is from RefSeq and is a predicted model, not a curated record. The coding region runs from base 1 to 1272 and encodes 423 amino acids.